Oncorhynchus kisutch (coho salmon) is the source of this 5337-nucleotide messenger RNA. Its product is annotated as leucine-rich repeat neuronal protein 2-like. The transcript has 2 exons. Gene Ontology annotation, molecular function: protein binding. The record is from RefSeq and is a predicted model, not a curated record. Bases 763 to 3024 code for a protein of 753 amino acids. Lineage: Eukaryota; Metazoa; Chordata; Actinopteri; Salmoniformes; Salmonidae.
GCAAACCAGUGAGCCAAAUGGAAACUCACUGAGCCUGCAAUUCAGAGGUAUUAAAAUAUUUUUUUAUUUGGAGAGAGAGGGGGGAGUAGAGAGGGACAGAAACUCAGAUUAAAUCAUCUUUGGCUUUCCUGCUCAAGACAACUGGCUACUGAGAGAAAGAGACAGAGAGAGAGACAGAGAGAGAGAGAGAGAGAGAGAGGCUCACACAUACUGACUGAGAUACAGUGGGGUUGGGGAGAGCGCAGAUUCAUCCUGUAGAGAUCUCCCCACAGCCUCAGAGAGAGAAAAGGAGGAAUAUUUAAAAAAGAGAGAAAUACAGAAUGGGAAACACAUAUGUUUUAAGGGGAGAGAGAGGAAGGAUGAUUUAUUGUGGAGCAAGCCAUUGACAAAGCGAGACAAAGACAAGCUGACUGAACAUUCCUGGAGAAAAACAACUCUGAAAAGAUUGUGGGAUAGGAAAAGAGGGACAGAAGGAAAGAGGACGGAUCGAGAGAUGCAUGCAGUCAACCGUACUCAUUCGAUGGUCUCCUUAGUGUGUACAGAGCCAUGCCCAGUACACCUGUCGCCACAAUGUGACAGCGACCGUCUGACCACGGAGACCAUCACCUAGACAGUCCACAACACUUUAGAUUCCUAUGACAUUGUAACCUGGCAACAGCAGAUACCUACAGCGCUGUAACUUGGCAACAACACUUGAGUCACCUCAAUCGAAUUGCCACCACUGAAUCGACUCCUCUGAAUCAACUCCUCUCUGCUGUGAGGAUGCUGAGGGUGUCAAUGGUCCUACUGCAGAGGCAGCUGGUCCUGUGUGUGUGGGUGUGUGUGUCCAGUGCACUAGUGGUCCAUUCCCUGCCAUGGAGCGUCUCCUGCCCGGCAGGGUGUGUGUGUCAGAUCAAGCCCUGGUUUUCCCCCCAGUCAUUGUCCUGCGAGGUUCCAACUGUGGACUGUAACAACCUGUUCCUGACCCAGCUCCCCUCCCCUCUCCCCCUAGACACACACACCCUCUGUCUGCAGAGUAACCUGCUGUCUGCCAUGGAGACACCACUGUUACAGACACUCCCCAACCUCACAGAGCUGGAUCUGUCUCAGAACCGCUUCAGCAGUGUUAGGACACUAACCUCAACCCAGCCCCAGACUCCCUCCCUGCGCUCCCUACUCUCCUUGCACAUGGAGGAGAACCAGCUCCGGUCCCUGCCCCCUGCCGCCUUCUCUUCCCUGCCUGCCCUACAGGAGCUCUUCCUCAGCCACAACCAGCUGGCCUCCCUGGCUCCUAGAGCCUUCUCUGGCUUGGGCUCCCUGCUGCGCCUGCACCUCAACAACAACCACCUGACCUCAAUUGACCCCCUCUGGUUCACCACCCUGCCCUGCCUCCAGGUGCUGAUGCUGGGGGGAAACCCAGUGGAGGUCCUCCCUGAACGGGGCUUCCAGGCGCUGGCGUCUCUACGCAGCCUGGUGCUGGGGGGCAUGGGGCUGAAAGGGUUGCCUGAGAGGGCCCUGGAGGGGCUGGACAGCCUGGAGAGCCUGUCCUUCUACGACAACCUCCUCACCACUGUCCCCACACAGGCUCUGAGGAGGCUCCCAGGCCUGAAGUUCCUGGACCUGAAUAAGAACCGUCUGAGUCUGGUUCAGACAGGGGACUUCAGGGACCUGGUCCACCUGACAGAGCUGGGUCUGAACAACAUGGAGGAGCUGGUGGCCAUCGAGAGGGCAGCCAUGGAGAACCUGCCUGAGCUCACCAAGUUGGAGAUCACCAACAACCCCCGGCUGUCCUACAUCCACCCCCAGGCCUUCUUCCAGCUGGGCAGGCUCGAGAGCCUGAUGCUGAACUCCAACGCUCUGACUGCUCUGCACCAACACACUGUCCUGUCUCUGCCCAGACUGAGGGAGGUCAGCCUGCACUCCAACCCCCUCCGCUGUGACUGCCUGUUUCGCUGGGUGGCUGAGGAGCACCCUCACACAGAUGCUGACGCACACACAGAUACACAGAUGCCACAGGCUGUGAGGUUUAUCCAGCCCCAGGCCACAUUGUGUUCUGAGCCUCCAGAGCUGAGGGCUCGCAGGGUGAGGGAGGUGUCAAUCACAGAGAUGUCAGCCUCCUGCCUCCCCCUCAUCCCCCCUGGCAUCCUCCCCCCCUACGUGGGGGUGAGAGAGGGGGAGAGGCUGGCCCUGCACUGUCGCGCCCUGGCAGAGCCUCAGCCCACAAUCUACUGGGUCACUCCUUCUGGACAGAGACUGGGAUCAUCCAACAACACCCACAGCCACAAGCCUGCAUCCAGACACUACUCCAAGCCUGCAUCCAGACCCUUCUCCAAGCCUGCAUCCAGACCCUACUCCAAGCCUGCAUCCAGACCCUACUUCAAGCCUCGAUCCAGCCUCAACUCCAAACCUGCAUCCAGACCCUACUCCAAGCCUGCAUCCAGACCCUUCUCCAAGCCUGCAUCCAGACCCUUCUCCAAGCCUGCAUCCAGACCCUUCUCCAAGCCUGCAUCCAGACCCUUCUCCAAGCCUGCAUCCAGACCCUUCUCCAAGCCUGCAUCCAGACCCUUCUCCAAGCCUGCAUCCAGACCCUUCUCCAAGCCUGCAUCCAGACCCUACUCCAAGCCUGCAUCCAGACCCUACUCCAAGCCUGUAUCCAGACCCUACUCCAAGCCUGCAUCCAGACCCUACUCCAAGCCUGCAUCCAGACCCUACUCCAAGCCUAUCUCCAGCCUCAACUCCAAGCCUGCAUCCAGCCAGACAUCCAACUACUCCUCUUACCAUUCCCACUUACCCAGCCCAGCAUCUGGUAAUGCCUCUGUCCUCUUUUCCAGCCUCACUCCUUCCUCUCCCCCCCUCCUCUCCUCCCCUGCCUACCGGCUCCUGCCAGAGGGAACAUUGGAGAUCGUCAUGGUGACAUCCCGGGAUUCGGGUCUGUACACCUGUGUGGCUGAGAACACACUGGGGGCCGACACUCACAGUGUGACUGUAGGGGUGCAGGGGCCAGGGAAGGGGUUGAGGCAACAGAUGUUGGAGGGUAGAGGAUAGGGGUUAAAGAAGAGGGUUUUGAGGGAAGGGAGGUCACAUGAGGGAAAGGGUCAAGACAGCAAGCAUGAGGAGCAGCACACAUAUGAGUAAAGCCUAGCUAUAUAAAUAAUGAAUGAUAUUAUACACAUAACAACAUACACACAUACUUGCAGUACAUCGUUUCCAAAGAUAACAUCGCUUCCAGGGAUGAUUUAUAGGAUAGAUAUGGCUACCACUCUUGGCGGGUUUGCGGUUGUAGGUGGUUGUGAAGCCCAAUCCAGGAGGCACAUGUCCUGCCGCAGUUGGGACAUGUUAGGGCUGAAUCUGGAGAUGCUUGUGGGAGUGGUUGGGAGCAUUGGGGCCUGUAAAUAGGACAUAUGACACAGUGGCAGUACAUACGACAGUGUUGUACAGUCAGAUACGUAAAUAUUUUAUAUAUAUAGUACAUUUGGAAAGUAUUAAGACCCCUUGACUUUUUUCACAUUUUGUUAUGUUACAGCCUUGUUCUAAAAUUGAUGAAACUGUUUUUUUCUCUAAUCAAUCUACACACAAUACUCCAUAAUGACAAAACAAAAACAGCUUUUUAGAAAGUUUUAAAAAGGUAUUAAAACAACAACUGAAAUAUGACAUUUACAUAAGUAUUCAGACCCUUUACUCAGUACUUUGGGGCGACAGGGUAGCCUAGUGGUUAGAGCGUUGAAAGGUUGCAAGUUCGAAUCCCCGAGCUGACAAGGUACAAAUCUGUCGUUCUGCCCCUGAACAGGCAGUUAACCCACUGUUCCUAGGCCGUCAUUGAAAAUAAGAAUUUGUUCUUAACUGACUUGCCUUGUAGAAUAAAGGUAAAAUAAAAAAUAAAAAAAAUUGUUGAAGCACCUACAGCCUUGAGUCUGUAAUUGCUACAAGCUUGGCACACCUGUAUGUGGGGAGUUUCUCCCAUUCUUCUCUGAGAAUUCUCUCAGGCUCUGUUGGGUUGGAUGGGGAGAGUUGCUGCUCAGCUAUUUUCUCUCCAGAGAUAUUCGAUGGGGUUCAAGUCCGGGCCAGGACAUUCAGAGACUUGUCACGAAGCCACUCCUGCAUUGUCUUGGCUGUCUGCUUAGGCUCGUUGUCCUGUUGGAAGGUGAACCUUCACCCCAAUCUGAGUACAUGAGUGCUCUGGAGCAGGUUUUCAUCAAGGAUCUCUCUGUACUUUGCUCCAUUCAUCUUUCCCUCGAUCCAGACUACUCUCCCAGUCCCUGCUGUUGAAAAACAUCCCCGCAGCAUGAUGCUGCCACUAUCAUGCUUCACUGUAGGGAUGGUACAAGGUUUCCUUCAGACGUGAUUCUUGGCAUUCAGGCCAAAGAGUUGGUUUCAUCAGACCAGAGAAUCUUGUUUCUCAUGGCCUGAGAGUCCUUUAGGUGCCUUUUGGCAAACUCCAAGCAGGCUGAGAGAAUCUGCAGAGAAGAAUGGGAGAAACUCCCCAUGUGCCUUAUACUGAGGAGUGACUUUGGUCUGGCCACCAUUAAGGCCUGAUUGGUGGAGUGCUGCAGAGAUGGUUGUCCUUCUGGAAGUUUAUCCCAUCUCUGCAGAGGAACUCUGGUGUCCCCGAUUGCUCAAUUUGGCCAGGCGGUCAGCUCUAGGAAGAGUCUUGGUGGUUCCAAACUUCUUCCCUUUAAGAAUGAUAGAGGCCGCUUUGUUCUUGGGGACUGUCACGUCAACGCUCCAGAUCUGUGCCUUGACACAAUCCUGUCUCAGAGUUCUACGGACAAUUUCUUCAACCUCAUGGCUUGGUUUUUGCUCUGACGUGCACUGUUAACUGUGGGACCUUAUGUAGAAUAUAUUAUCAAAAGUGUCUGUUUUUGUUUUGUCAUUAUGGGGUAUUGUGUAUAGACUGAUGCGGACAUUUUCCACAAAAUGUGGAAAAAGGGAAGGGGUCUGAAUACUUUCCGAGUGCACUGUAUGCAUAGGCCUACACAUUGACAUGGUUUGAGUUUGUAUAAAGAGGACACUCAAACUGUGGUACUUGCCAUAGAGAAAAUAAAUGGACUAUUACAGGAGAGAAGUAUUCUUCACUUACACAAGGGGACAGGCAUUUUCCAAAAAGUGUCAUUUUAUUGUAGCCUAUCCCUGCCUUCUUUGAGGUUUUGUAAAUCUAAGUGGUUAAUGUGACCAGCCCUUUCUCACUCCGCCUAAUUCCAUCGGCUUCCUGUCACCUUGCGUUAUUCUUCUAUCCUAUUGCCUUUACAUAACAUUACCUUGUUUUCCUACCCAGUGUGCCACUUCUCUUUCAAAUAGGAUUGAGAUGUAUUAAAUUCUAUUUUGAGCUAUUAUUAAAAUAAAGUUGGACUGAUUUAUGUU